AUGAUUCAAGAUCUCCCUGCUGAGGUGAUCCACCAGAUCGUUGGCCACUUGCCUACAGCGUCAUCCAUCAUCAACCUCUCGCUCGCAAACCAAAAGACCCAUUCCAUUAUCUCAGAAGAUGACUAUGGUGUUUUUCGGACAUUUGUGCAAAGAGCCUUUCCAACAAUCAACUCACCACCAUAUUGGAAAGAUGUGGCGCGCACGUUGACAUCACGAUCGCGGGCAUGGGAUCGCCGCGCCUUCAUCGCCAGGGAAUGCUGCCCGCCAACUGAUGACAGCGACUACCUGCACCCAUCGCCCCACGGUUAUCCAAUAGGCUAUCGUCCAGCUAUUGACAGCUAUGAGACCUGGCGCGGAGGAUCGUGGGAAGAUCGGAAAAAAGUGCUGGCAUGGGGAGCAGCAGGAAGACUACGACUUCGAACGACUCAGAACGGCGUGACGAGUUGGAGCUCAUUCAAAGUUCCAGAAGACCACAGACCCCAAACGGACAUUCUAGAUGUCAGGCUUUUACGACCCCAUCAGAACCAAAACGCAAGCGGCGAGACAAUUCUCUUUCAGAGAACUCACAGUGAAGUCAUCAGUAUCGAGACAUCCACCAAACCCGAUAUCUUUACGCUAAAAUCUCGCUAUACCAAUCUCCCUUCUGAAUUUUCCUGCCUAGAUGUCAGUCAGAAUGCUGAGCCUGUCCUCGCAGCUUGUGGAGACCACUGCGUCCACCUCUAUCCAGUGCAUAGUCCAUCUCCAACUGUGCUGCCUUCUAGCUCCACCAAGGUGGAAAAGAUGCACAACUACCGCUCACGCAUGCGGUGUGUCAAGUUUUUAUCUGGAAACACGAUCGCAAUAGCACACCAAUUUCUUGAGGGUCGGGAGCGCGCCCCGAUCGACAUCUACGACAUCAACCCGACUGGCCUCUCCUCAACACCCAUCGCACAAUCUCUAUCCUCCUAUGAGUCCAGCCAGCCAUGGACGAGCCGCCACAGUGCCAACACCAUUUCCCGGCUAGAUGACGUGGGAGUCGGCGGAAGCUCCUCUCGACAGUUAUUCCUGUCCGGCUGGACCGAUGGGGUUGCUCGCCUCUAUGACAUUAGAGCCCCUCGGAGAUCAGUGGCCGAGUACGUUGACCCUGUGGAUGACGGCCAAAUACUUUCUCUUCUCCCAAUCGGUCACGAGCGUUUCCUGGCCGGCAGCCAUCAGAACGGGUGCCUGAAGUCCUUUGAUUUCCGCAUGCCGGGAGCUAGGACAUACUCGUACUUGGAUGCACGCCCACCAGAGACCGUCAAGCGGCGGACGCCGCAGAGAGAUAUCAACAUCUUUCUCACCCCCAUAGUGAACAUGGAUCAAAGACUCUGGGAACCACUCCCACGACAUCCACGCAGACGUUCUCAGCGCUACCGCGGCUCCGUUUAUUCUCUGUCAAGCCCAUCACCGAGCUCGCCCACGAUCUACGCCGGAAUCGAGAGCCACGUGCUACAACUUGACUUUAUUGCCACUGACGACUUCCGCAAUGGUCACAGUCGAGGCAUCAGCGGUUCGAAUAUCGAUAUCCUCCAGGACGACAAGAACGAGGCCGUUCAGGAUCAGGUAUUCAACUUCUCCUGCUACGAGAGACCUCGCGAGGGAAAGGAAAGCACAGAUCCCGUGCUAUUGAGGAAGCAGGCGGACUUGAUGGACGAAGUGGCGGGUGGUGAGAUCGACAGCCACGGGCGCAGAGAAGACCGAUGGGACGGACGUUGGCGGUUGAACACGUCUGGCAAAGAUCGUGGAUUCGAUCCCGGUCGGCGUUCCACGUGGCGAACAUUGAGUCGGCAUGGUCGUUAG
Messenger RNA from Fonsecaea nubica, 1818 nucleotides. RefSeq lists its product as hypothetical. The coding region runs from base 1 to 1818 and encodes 605 amino acids. Gene Ontology annotation, molecular function: protein binding. The record is from RefSeq and is a predicted model, not a curated record. The transcript has a single exon. Lineage: Eukaryota; Fungi; Ascomycota; Eurotiomycetes; Chaetothyriales; Herpotrichiellaceae.